This is a messenger RNA of Xiphias gladius (swordfish), 4139 nucleotides long. Its product is annotated as GATA zinc finger domain-containing protein 14-like. Lineage: Eukaryota; Metazoa; Chordata; Actinopteri; Istiophoriformes; Xiphiidae. Bases 1 to 2133 code for a protein of 710 amino acids. The transcript is spliced from 5 exons. The record is from RefSeq and is a predicted model, not a curated record.
AUGGCCAGAGACGUCAGUCCUCUGAGUCUCAUGCCUGUGUCUGUGAGGCACCAACAAUGGGUUGGAGCCUCUCUGGGGUCUGUCCUCCCUUUCCUACCCCUACGUUCUCUAAUUUUCUACUACUUCCUGUCUUGUGCAGCAGCAGCAGGCAGUUUGUCUGGCAUAGAAUAUACCUAUGGCAUUAGCCCUAAAUUUGUUUGCACCCCAAUUCCCCCAGAGGCAGACCCAAGCUGCUUUUCCCCACCCAGUGUGCCCCAUGGACCCAGCAGUAACAGCAACAGUAACGGUCACAACGGCAGCAGCAGGCGAGGCAUGAUGUCGGACGAGGCCAAAGCCACCAUCUUGCAUCUGCGAGAAAGCCUUGUGAGGCAGAAGGAGACCAUCCUGGAUCAGCGGGAGACCAUCAGGGAGCUGACCGCCAAGCUCACCUUGUGCGAGGGCUUCGGCGGUCACCACAGCAUUGGUCAUCACGACAGCCACCACGACAAUCACCAUGACAACCACCAUGAUACCCGUCAUGACAAUCAUCACGACAACCAUCAUGACAACCACCACGACGACCACCACGGGCAUCACGGCAGCCACCAUGCAUCAUCCUCUUCACACCGCGGGCCUUCAACGUAUCACAGCAACGACCACUACCCCCACAGCAGCCACAGAUCAGACUCCCACCACAGGAAGGGCUCGUCAUACACUAAACACAGCUCCUUCUCUCCUGAACAGACGGGCAAAACCCUGCAGACCCUGAAGGAGAGGCUGGAGAACUUGCAGGCUAGGAACUCCUCCAGCUCCUACUCCAGCUCCCUGAGAGAACUCCUCCAGCGGAAGAUCAACGCCCUGGAGGAGCAACUGCACAGCUACUACCGAGAUCACCAUGACUAUGGUAACCGUAACGACCACCAUGGUGACCACCACGAUGACCACCACGACGACCACCACGGCAGCAGCCACUACAAUGAACAUCACGAUGACCAUCAUGAUGAUCACCAUGAAAACAGCAAUCACGACAGCCACCAUGACGACCACCAUGAUACCGGUCACAGUGAAAACCAACAUGAAAGCCAUUACAACAACCAUCACAGUAGCUCUCGCUACAACCACCACAGCGGUCACCACAAUCGCCAUCCCGAUCGCCACUAUGACCACCAUUAUGACUGGCACCACGGCCGGCAUUACGGUCACCAUGGCAACCAUCACAGCGACCACCACGACGACCACCACGACGACCAUCACGACGACCACCGCGAUGACCACCACGGCCACCACGACGAUGAUCACCACGACUACCACCACGAACCCGGCCACCACGACGACCACCACGAUGAUCACCCUGACAAGCACCACAGCAACGACCACCAUGACAGCCACCCCGGCAACGAUCGUCACCCACGGCGACUGCCUUUCAGCGGCAAAGAGACCAGUCAACGGGGCGCCGGGCACAGCAAGCUGGAAACAGUGCUUAGCCAACUGCACCACGGCAACAACAACCAUGGAGACCACAAGAAGCUAAAGGGUCCUAGCGCUUUCCUGCUGGACUUCCCCAUGAGGACCAACUACAUGUACGCCAGGAUGAAGCGGACGGUGGUCAACGAGAUCUUUGCCCUGACCGUCUGCCUGUGGCUGAAGGCAGGGGCAGGUCCUGGCCUCGGCACUCCCUUCUCCUACGCUGUACCGGGGCAAGCCAAUGAGCUGGUGAUCAUCGAGUGGGGCAGCAACCCCAUGGAGCUGCUAAUCAAUGACAAGGCGGCGACGCUGCCCAUAACCAUGACGGAUGGGAAGUGGCAUCACGUGUGUGUGACGUGGUCGACGCGUGACGGUGUCUGGGAGGCCUACCAGGAUGGGGUGAAGAAAGGCUCGGGGCAAAACCUGUCAGCCUGGCACUCCAUCAGACCAGGGGGGAGCUUCGUCCUGGGGCAGGAGCAGGACACGAUGGGAGGCCGCUUCGAUGUCACUCAGUCCUUCAUGGGAGAGCUGUCAGAUCUUCAGUUCUGGUCCAGAGUCCUGACGCCACACGAGAUCUACAGCCAGGCGACCUGCGGAGGCCACCUCAUUGGCGACGUCAUGUCCUGGUCAGAGGAAUCAGUGGAGCUUCACGGUGGGCUCACCGAGUUCCCCUUUGAACCCUGCCACUAAGGACUAACACUGGACCCUCACACCCAGAGCUGUAGGAUCAUCAUUCCCAAGUAACCGAGUACAUGUCUGUGUCAAAAAUGGCUGAGGAGCGGAGAAAUGUGAUUUCGUCUUGGAUCAAAGAUAAGGGAAUAAUUUAUUUCAUAGCUUGCUCUGGUUUUUCUUCAUAUUGGUCUGCAGAACCUUAAUAACACAAGGUCAGCCAUGGGCAACAGGCAGAGCGAGGAGUUGUUUUUCUUUUUCUACUUUUUUUUGCCAUUCCUGUCCAAUCUUUCUGCCUUCUCCACCCACACCCUCACUUCCUCGCUCUUACUCUCUCAGCAGGAUGACUCUGAAGGCUGAAAAGAGCACAGCGCUUUGGAUUUACCAGAUGUUUGGUCAUGACGGCGGCUGCUCUGACGGAUCCGAAACACAUAAACAGGACUCCCUUCCAUCAGAACAGGUCCAAAGGUUGCUGGUUGCCAUCAGCUCGCCCGCUCUAGCUUGUUUUCUUCGGGAUGUGAGCAACAUAAACGUGACAGGAGGUGAAAGAGUGGCUGAAAGGCAUGACUACAAAUAGAGCCAGAUUGGAACCGGAGUUGUGAUGAUUCAUACAUGUUGCUGAAGUACUGCCAGUCAAAUAUCUGCACAUUAUUUUGUGGAGGCAAAGGAAAAAUAUCGUUGCAGGGCUUUUUUACAAUGCAGGUCAAAUUUGGCGCGGAGUCAGCACAACCUAAUGAUGUUGAUUUCGCACAUUGAGACAGUUUUAUAUUAGUAUUUCAUAUUGAAAACUCUCUAACUUGCUUUUUUGUAGAAAGAAAACUAAAUUUGCAUUUGUUGCAUUCAGAAGAAAAAUAUGGUCCAUGUGUUCUGUGUUCUCCAUAACUGUAAAAUUGCAUUUUGUCAAUGCAGGACUGAGUACGAUGUUUUAAAUUUUGAAUUUUCUGCGUCUCUGUCUGUAAGCCGAUCCGUUUCUCUGUUCAGAAGUCAAACAUAAGAGCACCGUGGCUCCAUGUCGGACGUGACGUGACACAUUGCGACCACGAGCCACCUGACUGCAUCGAUACAGGGUAACUGUCCCUCAACGUGUCGCCGCGGUAAUACUGAUGUCUCCUCUGCAACCGGUGGCUUACAGCAGGAUUUACCUGUGGACAACUGAUCUGAUCCUGCCUAUUUCCGACCAGCUCAAACCACAAGGCAGAGGCAAACACACAAACACACACACAGACACACACUUGCACAUGCUCAGAGCAGAUAAAGAGGUGAGAAGAGAGAUUGUUGAUGUCGAGUUAUCUGUUUGUAGCUGCACUUUCACAUUUUUAUAACAAAAGAGGUUUUUGUACAUGUAAAUGAUAUCAGAUAGACUGUUGUCAGUCAUUUAAAUGAUUUACUCUGGUAUUUCUCGUAUUGUAAACAAGAACAUAGCACUUUCUGAACCCUCACUUAACCCUGCGUUGAGUUAAACUCAGACUCCAUCCCAAAUGGCACUCUCACUUUUCUUAGAGGUAUAUGUUGUUGCCAUGGUGAUAGAAAAUAUCUCCCAGCAUCAGGACCACAUCAUCCUGACUGUGUCGCACUACAGCUGUAAAUAUCUGCAAAAUGUUUCUUCGACGGUAAUGCCAAGACAAGCAGCACUUUGAAACCAUGUCUUCUUCUCAUGAUAGUGGGCCAAAUGUAUGUGACAUUUACUUCUCGGUUUCAUAUGUUUCUUCUGUCUUUCUUACUUAGACUUGGGUUCAUACACCUCCUUCUACUACCUAACUGUAUAGUUUGUGAGCUCAAUGUUGACAUAAGACGCGUAAAAAUAAGAUAUACAGUUUUAUUCAUAAAGACUUGCUUAUCCUCGCCUUUGGUGUACAUUUUAAUAUUUAAUAGGUUUUCUGUUCUGUUUCUUUUUGUGUCUUUGGCUGUAAAUAUACAAUGUAUUACAGUGUGUUCAGUCAACUCUCCCUCCCUCAUGUUUAAGCCAAAACUAUAAACUGAAUUAUAAAACUUGAAAGAGGAAAAAAAUGCACUAUAAACGCUGUCAA